AUGACAGAUACCUAGCAUCCAGCAAAAGCAUGGCAGCAGCUUACCUAGAUCCAAACUUGAAUCACACGCCAAGUUCAAGCACAAAGACACAUCUCAGUACUGGGAUGGAGCGUUCCCCAGGGGCCAUGGAACGAGUCCUAAAGGUUUUCCAUUACUUUGAAAACAACAGUGAGCCAGCAACAUGGGCGAGUAUUAUACGUCAUGGGGAUGCUACAGAUGUUUGGGGCAUAAUCCAGAAAAUCGUGGAUAGUCACAAAGUUAAGAAUGUAGCCUGUUACGGUUUGCGGCUCAGUCACCUGCAGUCAGAGGAAGUUCAUUGGCUGCAUCCCGACAUGGGAGUGUCCAAUGUGAGAGAGAAGUUUGAAUUAAGUCAUGCGCCAGAGGAAUGGAAAUACGAACUGCGAAUCCGAUAUUUACCGAAGGGAUUUUUGAACCAGUUUACUGAAGACAAACCAACGUUAAAUUUUUUCUAUCAGCAGGUGAAAAAUGAUUAUAUGGCAGAAAUAGCAGACCAGGUGGACCAGGAAAUUGCCUUGAAGCUAGGUUGCCUUGAAAUCCGGAGAUCUUACUGGGAAAUGAGAGGCAAUGCACUAGAAAAGAAAUCCAACUAUGAAGUAUUAGAGAAAGACGUUGGUUUGAAAAGAUUUUUCCCGAAGAGUUUGCUGGAUUCAGUAAAGGCGAAAACACUACGAAAACUGAUCCAGCAAACAUUUCGACAGUUUGCCAACCUCAACAGAGAAGAAAGUAUUUUGAAAUUCUUCGAGAUUCUUUCGCCAGUGUACAGAUUUGACAAGGAAUGCUUCAAGUGUGCCCUCGGUUCAAGUUGGAUUAUUUCGGUGGAGCUGGCUAUUGGUCCAGAAGAAGGAAUCAGCUACCUGACCGACAAGGGUUCCAACCCUACUCACCUGGCCGACUUCCAUCAAGUGCAGACCAUCCAGUAUUCAAGCAGUGAAGAUAAAGACAGGAAAGGAGUGCUACAGAUGAAAAUUGCUGGAGCACCGGAGCCUCUGACAGUGACAGCCCCAUCCUUAACCAUUGCAGAGAACAUGGCUGACUUGAUAGACGGCUAUUGCCGACUGGUGAACGGUGCUACGCAGUCCUUUAUCAUCAGGCCCCAGAAAGAAGGUGAAAGAGCUUUACCAUCCAUACCAAAGCUGGCCAACAACGAGAAGCAAGGGAUCCGACCACAUGCAGUCUCAGUAUCAGUCAAUCACUGUCAACAUAAAAUAAAGAGAGGCAGGCGCUUUCUCCCUUUCGUCUUCUGCUCCCACGAGCCGCCGCCACCUCAGGAUGAAAUUAGUGGGGACGAAACGGACGAUUACGCAGAGAUUAUAGAUGAAGAAGACACUUACACCAUGCCCUCGAAAAGCUAUGGAAUAGAUGAAGCCAGGGAUUACGAGAUUCAGAGAGAACGGAUUGAGCUGGGGCGCUGCAUCGGUGAAGGGCAGUUUGGAGAUGUUCACCAAGGAGUUUACGUGACCCCAGUAGUAACGAUGCGGCAGUUUGAUCACCCCCACAUUGUCAAGUUGAUCGGCGUCAUCACCGAAAACCCCGUCUGGAUCAUUAUGGAGCUCUGUACGCUAGGAGAGCUGAGGUCGUUUUUGCAAGUAAGAAAAUACAGCUUGGAUCUGGCAUCUUUGAUACUGUACGCGUAUCAACUUAGCACAGCACUUGCCUACUUAGAGAGCAAAAGAUUUGUACAUAGAGAUAUUGCUGCUAGAAAUGUGCUGGUGUACUCCACCGAUUGUGUGAAAUUAGGCGACUUUGGUUUGUCCCGGUAUAUGGAAGACAGCACGUAUUAUAAAGCUUCCAAAGGAAAACUGCCCAUCAAAUGGAUGGCACCCGAGUCCAUCAACUUCCGACGUUUUACCUCAGCUAGUGACGUAUGGAUGUUUGGUGUGUGUAUGUGGGAAAUUCUGAUGCACGGCAUCAAGCCUUUCCAGGGAGUGAAGAACAACGACGUGAUCGGGCGCAUCGAGAACGGCGAGCGGCUACCGAUGCCCCCCAACUGCCCCCCUACCCUGUACAGCCUUAUGACCAAAUGUUGGGCCUACGACCCCAGCAGGCGGCCGAGAUUUACAGAACUGAAAGCUCAGCUCAAUACGAUACUGGAGGAAGAGAAGCUACAGCAGGAGGAGCGAAUGAGGAUGGAAUCGAGGCGACAGGUCACCGUGUCCUGGGAUUCCGGAGGAUCGGAUGAGGCUCCUCCCAAG
Gekko japonicus is the source of this 2213-nucleotide messenger RNA. It is a transcript of the gene PTK2, whose product is annotated as protein tyrosine kinase 2. Gene Ontology annotation, cellular component: cytoskeleton. The annotation marks the transcript as partial. Gene Ontology annotation, biological process: protein phosphorylation. The transcript is spliced from 23 exons. Gene Ontology annotation, molecular function: protein tyrosine kinase activity; ATP binding. NCBI's taxonomy places the organism in Eukaryota, Metazoa, Chordata, Lepidosauria, Squamata, Gekkonidae. The record is from RefSeq and is a predicted model, not a curated record.